Messenger RNA from Ustilaginoidea virens, 2577 nucleotides. RefSeq lists its product as uncharacterized. Bases 1 to 2577 code for a protein of 858 amino acids. The transcript has 2 exons. The record is from RefSeq and is a predicted model, not a curated record. NCBI's taxonomy places the organism in Eukaryota, Fungi, Ascomycota, Sordariomycetes, Hypocreales, Clavicipitaceae.
AUGGAAGCACCUCAUCGCUGGACAUCACGGGUGACGUUCCCUUCUGCUCCUAGAUCAAAUGACAACUUGGAAGAACCGCAUCGCCUCCAUCCUUCCCAGCAAAACCGCGGGCGUUCAGAGCACCCAGCAUCGCCGCCUUGGUCACUUUCGCCGCAGGCGACCAGUGCCGCCAACCUACCUCCUACGUCUUCACCAACGCAGUCUUCUUCAGAACUCUGCGGCCCAAGCAGGGUUCUUGAACAAUUGAGCGCAUUGCCUCCCGCGCGGCAGCCAAGACCGCAAGUCACCCGUAGGGCACCAAGCCCAAGUCCAUCCGUACGGUUUGACGAAUCUCAGCUGGCGAGUUUUGCAGCUGCCAACUGUGCUCGAAUGGACGCUUUCAAAGACGAGUUGGCUCUUGCUGCCGGCAAAGUUACGCCUGGCGUGGAUGACACCCCUUAUAUACAAUAUGCCCUGGAAGCCUUGACGCGAGAUCGCGAAAGCUUUAACAACACCCAGGCGCCGCCCCUCCCGUCGCCCCGCUCAGAGAGAUGCAGCAGCAGCAGUGCAAACGCGCCACGGAGCUCGAGAUUCAUGGUCCCAGGCUUCGCAGCAGGCAAAUCACCCCAAACGGCGCCGGAAACGCAACGUGAAUCUGCUUCUGCCGUCUAUGCUCCGCCUCGGGCUCGCAAGUCUGACCUCCAACCUGCCCAGACCACAAUUCGCACCAGGCAGCAGACACCGCCGCGGUUCAAAGAGUAUCAAAGGCUGGCAAUGACGGGUCAAUGGAUACCCGUUGACAAGAACAUGCUCCAGACGAUUGACCCUCGAGGGCGUACCUAUGCACCACUGACGUUUAAACCGCGAAUCCUGCGACCGUUUUCCAUGCUUACCUUGAUGAGUUUAUGCGCGCUGAUGAUGGCGGGACUGGUUUUUUGCAACGUAUACUCGCAGAAGCACCUCGGCCUGACGCCCUACCCAGGCAGCAUCUACUCGAGCCAAUAUUUCGUCUUCCGCAUCUUGCCGCAGCUUUUGGCCGGCAUCAUCCUCCUGUACGCCCAAAACAUAGUCUCGGCCUCGCUGCGGAUCGCGCCCUUUGCAUCCAUGGCCAAGGAGGACCCGCAAGAGCGGUACUUGGCGCUGUUCCAAAACCUGUACCCCAAAUCGUUUCUGCUACCGCAGCUUAUGAGCGGCUCGUGGCAGCUCUGGGUCUUUGGCGUCAGCACGUGGCUGAUGAACUUUGCCAUUCCGUUGCAGAGCGCGGCCUUCACCUGCGUAUACACGGACGACGCAGACAGGUGGAACUGGGCGGCCUCAGAAGCAGUGGUGUGGACACUGGUCGCGCUGUACGCCACUCUUCUCAUCACGACGUGCGUCUUGAUGACGUUUUGGUUUGGGCACUGGACUGGGCUGAUCUGGGAUGCGCGGUCCCUCGCGGACCUGAUCCCCCUGCUUAACCGGACCAAUACCCUGGGCAGCUAUCGCCACAAGGGCCCAUACGAGCGCAGCCGCGACUGCAGGGCCGAGCUUCGUGAGCGGUGGUUUGACAGGCUGGGGUACUGGCAGACGGAGGACAUGACUACGAGGGGCAUCUGGCACACCAUCGGCACUUCGGCCAUGCUUCCUGACCAGGAUGCAGCAGCGGAUAUCAGCUUCGGCGGCGGCCAUGAAGCAAGACCAGAGCGCGGAAGCAACGAGCUCUCGGUCGGCUCUCAUCUGACCGGCUCGCCGGCGCUGCUGGAGCUGCAAGGCGCAAGGUACAUGCCUUGGUGUCUCCGAGACGUCCCGCUGGUCAUGUUUGCCCUGGUGACGGGCAGCCUGCUCCUGGCGCUCCUCACCGUGUCCUUCCUGCCGCAGACGAGGCUGGAGGCUGGAUUCCCGCCCCUCGUCUCGGCGAAGCCCGGCGACUCGGCCUUUUCCGCGGCCAACUUCCUAUACAGCUUCCUGCCAGCCGCUCUGGGCAUGGUCCUGUUCUCGCUGUUUCAGAGCACGGACACGGCGCUGAGGAUCCUCCAGCCCUGGGGCGAGCUGGCCCAGCCGGACGGCGCCGCGGCCAGCAGAUGCAUCCUGGCCGACUACGCGGCCUGCCUGCCCUUGCAAGCCACGUGGGCGGCCCUGCGCAACGGGCACUGGCGAGUGGCCGUCGUGUCCCUCAUGGCCCUCGUCUUCAUCUUCAUACCCAUCCUCGGCGGCGGCCUGUUGAUGGCGCUGACCUCGCCCGCCCAGCAGGUGCGCAUGUAUCCCCACAUGCCCGUGUUCGGGGUCCUCCUCGCCCUGCUCGUCCUCUACGUGGGCUGUCUGUUUCUCCUCCUCCCCCGGCGCAGGCAGUUCGGCCUCCCGCACGCGGUGGACAACCUCGCCUCCCUCAUCGACUUUUGCACGGCAGAGGACCUCGUCGAGGACGCGGCCUUCCGGUCCGUGCUCUCCCGGGACGACCUGCAGACGCGGCUGGGCGUCGGGCGCGGCGACGGCCGCGAAGAGAGCGUCUGGUUCUUUGGCAUCUCAGCCGGCCGCGACGAGAAGCGGCUGAGCGUGCGACGGAUGGAUCGCUACACCGGCAAGAUGAAUUCGACGAGGCUCAUGGCUUCAAUGGUAUGA